Sebastes umbrosus (honeycomb rockfish) is the source of this 2831-nucleotide messenger RNA. It is a transcript of the gene slc7a14b, whose product is annotated as solute carrier family 7 member 14b. Gene Ontology annotation, molecular function: amino acid transmembrane transporter activity. Gene Ontology annotation, biological process: amino acid transport; transmembrane transport. The transcript has 7 exons. Lineage: Eukaryota; Metazoa; Chordata; Actinopteri; Perciformes; Sebastidae. Bases 132 to 2402 code for a protein of 756 amino acids. The record is from RefSeq and is a predicted model, not a curated record. Gene Ontology annotation, cellular component: plasma membrane.
CCCUCCGUCUGGAUCUGUGAACAAAGAAAGAAGCUGAUGAUGAGGGUGAAAGAAUGAUAGAGGGUGUGAAAAGAGAGAAAAGGUAGAAGGAGACACAAACACACACAGACGGGUGAUAAACAGGAGCGGUGAUGGCGGCGUGGCUGAGCCGGGUGUCUCUGGGCGACGCCUGGUACAACAUGUACAACCGCCUGCUGCGGACCAAACCCGUGGGCUCCAUGGCCCACAGCUCCGACGACCUCACCGACCUCGGGGAGGGGUCGCCGGUCGGCCUCGCCAAGGUGCUGACCACCGUGGACCUGGUUUCGCUCGGCGUGGGCAGCUGCGUCGGCACGGGGAUGUACGUCGUCGCCGGGCUGGUCGCCAAGGCGAUGGCCGGACCUGGGGUCAUCCUGUCUUUUAUUAUUGCAGCGGUGGCGUCCAUACUGUCAGGUGUUUGCUACGCAGAGUUUGGCGUCCGCGUCCCGAAGACGACCGGCUCGGCCUACACCUACAGCUAUGUAACCGUCGGGGAGUUCGUGGCGUUUUUCAUCGGCUGGAACCUGAUUCUGGAGUAUCUGAUUGGCACGGCGGCGGGGGCGUCGGCUCUCAGCAGCAUGUUCGACUCGCUGGCCAAUCACAGCAUCAGUAACUACAUGAUCACACACCUGGGCACGCUCAGAGGACUCGGUAAAGGUGAGGACACAUACCCCGACCUGCUGGCCCUGUUUAUCGCCCUGCUGGUGACAGUUGUCAUUGCUCUCGGCGUUCGUAACUCCGUGGUCUUCAACAACGUCCUAAACGUGGUCAACCUGGUGGUCUGGGUCUUCAUGAUCAUCGCCGGACUCUUCUUCAUCUCCGCCAGCAACUGGGGGAGCGGCAAGUUCCUUCCCUACGGCUGGUCCGGGGUGAUGAAAGGUGCAGCGACUUGCUUCUACGCCUUCAUCGGCUUCGACAUCAUCGCGACGACAGGAGAGGAGGCGAAAGACCCAAACACCUCCAUCCCGUACGCCAUCACCGCCUCGCUGGUCACCUGCCUCACUGCCUACGUGUCGGUGAGUGUGAUCCUGACUCUCAUGGUUCCCUACGAGCUCAUCGAUGGCUCGGCUCCUCUCAUGGAGAUGUUUGCGGUGCACGGCUUCUCGUGGGGGAAAUACAUCGUGGCGGUGGGCUCCAUCGCCGGACUCACCGUGUCUCUGCUGGGCUCUUUGUUCCCCAUGCCCAGAGUCAUCUACGCCAUGUCCCAGGACGGCCUGCUGUUCAGGUUCUUGUCUCACGUGUCUGCGCUCACACACACUCCCGCGUUGGCGUGCGUGGUGUCGGGGAGCUUCGCGGCGGUCCUCGCUCUGCUGGUGAGCCUAAGGGACCUGAUCGAGAUGAUGUCCAUCGGCACCCUGCUGGCGUACACUCUGGUGAGCGUGUGCGUGCUGUUACUGCGCUACCAGCCUGACGAACACGCCGACUCACACCAGUGUAACGCCGGGGAGGACGUGGACGCCAUGAAGCACCAGGACGACGCGGCGGUCCCCACCAAAGACGACCAGAUGCUGAUCGGAGACUCAGACGGCGAUGGAUCGGCGUCCUACCACGCUGGCGGGACUGAAGGAGACGGGGACGACUCUGAAUUCCACACAGGCCACGCCUCGCUGCUGAAAAGGCUUCUGGGAGGUCACUACUACACCCUGCGGCUGCGGCUGGGAAUGCCCGACGCGUCGGCCCGGCCCACCCCGGCCACCGGCCGCAUAGUGACCCGAUGCACCCUCCUCUUCUUCCUCACGUCCUUCUGCCUCUGGUCCACCAUCAUAUUUGGCGUUGAGCAGGGAUCCGGCGCCGGGGCGGUGUUUUCAGGCCUCAUGGCUACACUGAUGGCGGGGUCCUUGACGAAGCUUUUAAUCAUGAUCCUACAGCAGCCGGAGAGCGGGAGGAAGCUGCCCUACAUGGCACCCUGCGUCCCAUUCGUCCCCGCGGCCGCCAUAUUGGUCAAUAGCUACCUCAUGCUUAAACUGUCUUCGCUCACCUGGGCCAGGUUCACCAUCUGGUGCUUCAUAGGUCUGUUGAUCUACGGUUGCUACGGCGUGUGGCACAGCACGCUGGAGCUGAACGCCCGGGAGCAGCAGGCGCACGCCAGCUCCUACCAGCGCUACGACGACCACCUCGACGACGACGCCUUCUCCCCCGACGCCGACCAUCACCCCGAGGAGCAGGACGAGAGACCCUACCAAGGCUGGUCGGCCCCGGAGGAGAGGGGCUACCACUACCAGCCGCAGGAGAACCAGAACGAAGAUGGAGAGCAGCAGCAUCAGGACCAGUAUGAGCAUAAUGGUGACCAGUCUGGAUACCAGUCUGGACCAGGAGGCCAGUCUGCGAGCAGAGGCAAAGGAAGGACCAAUCAUGGCUAUGAUGGAGGGGAAGAGGAGGACUGAACAGAGGACGUUUCCUCUGAAACUUUAAAACUUUGAGAAAUCAAAUAAUCUCCUCAAGAUUUUAUUUUAUUAUUCAUCAGUGAACGCCUCCCUUCUUCUGCUCAGUGUGGAAACCUAGUCUGGAUCUCAGAGGAGGAGGUAGGAGAGAGGAUACGACGGACGCCUCCCAUCACAGCCUCAGUCGGCACGUUGCAAUACCAAACUUCCCUCCGUAAAAGAGAAGAUUUAGUGCUUCUCCUCUCACUAGAAAUGUUUUAAACGCCACACUUUGAAUCAACGGCUGCACAUACAACGUUGGGACAGUUAGGUUGUGUUCAGGCCUCCACCAACGCAGCCCCUUGCUUUGUUUAACCUGAAUGUCCUCUUAUAGAUGGAGUAUGAGGCGAUGAUCACCUGAGCUUAAAUGCAUAAAAGCUCUCCCCUCAUACC